Molecule: messenger RNA, 1600 nt
Organism: Populus trichocarpa (black cottonwood)
Lineage: Eukaryota; Viridiplantae; Streptophyta; Magnoliopsida; Malpighiales; Salicaceae
Product: nudix hydrolase 19, chloroplastic
Exons: 6
Coding region: 214-1437 (407 amino acids)
Biological process (GO): NADP+ catabolic process; NAD+ catabolic process
Cellular component (GO): cytosol
Molecular function (GO): NADH pyrophosphatase activity
Source: RefSeq, a predicted model, not a curated record
GACAGCUCCAGCUUUCGAUGCCAAGCACUCACAACAAGAGUCACCCAAGAACCCCUCCAUCAUCAUCAUCAUCAUCAUCAUCAUAAUGUCGUCGUCGGCGUUUUCAUCAUCAUCCACGUUUCCUCCCUCUUUUUAUACGAGCUCCUCUCCCCCAAAGCAACCCCGUUCUUCUUCACAGAGAAAUCUUUCUCCUAUUUCCGUACCAAAACCGCCAUGCCCAUAAGCCUCCAAUCCCACGCCUUUGCAGGCAAUCCUCUUAGGUCUAAAACACCCCAACCAACCCACCCAUUAUCACCUGCCUUAGCCCUUGAAACCCUCAAAACUCAACUUGUAGACAAUUCCCACCAAUCCUCUUCUCUUAAUUUCAAGGUUCUACCCUUUAGGAAGGGUAGGCCUUUGGCGUCCUCCACUAGCACCGAUGCUGAUUUGGGGCCCACGUGGCAUCUGGGCUGGAUCAGUUUGGCUGAUUGUAAAGGUUUAUUUUCUGCUUCUGGGGUUGAAUUCACCGGAGACAGCUUGUUUUAUCUGGGUUCAAGCUCUGAACAAGAUGUGGAUGUGGUUUAUUGGGCAAUUGAUGUCUCCGGUGAAAAUAGUUUAUUCACUGAAUUUGAUAGUGAGCAGGUUUGCUUCAUUGAGUUAAGAACACUUAUGGUGGCUACAGAUUGGGCUGAUAAGCAGGCCAUGGUUGAUUUGGCCGUUGCUGGCCAUGCCAAAGCAUUGCUGGAGUGGCAUAACAUCUCACGUUUUUGUGGAUAUUGCGGAGAGAAAACUGUUCCCAUGGAAUCUGGGAGGCGGAAACAAUGCUCAAAUGAGUUGUGCAGAAGGAAAGUUUAUCCUCGUGUGGAUCCAGUUGUCAUCAUGUUAGUUAUUGAUCGAGAAAAUGAUCGUGCCCUUUUAGGCAGACAGUCAAGAUUUGUACCCCGAAUGUGGAGUUGCUUAGCUGGUUUCAUAGAGCCUGGAGAAAGCUUAGAAGAGGCAGUGAGGAGAGAAACAUGGGAAGAGACUGCCAUUGAAGUAGGAGAAGUUAUGUAUCAUAGCUCUCAGCCAUGGCCUGUUGGCCCAAGCAGCAUGCCAUGCCAGCUGAUGGUGGGUUUCUUUGCAUAUGCAAAAUCACUUGAAAUAAAAGUAGACAAGGCAGAGUUGGAAGAUGCUCAAUGGCACAGUAGAGAAGAUGUCCGAAAAGCUUUAAUGUUUGCGGAAUACGAGAAGGCACAAAGAACAGCAGCGGCCAAGGUAGACCAGAUGUGUAGAGGGGUUGAGAAAGGACAGAGUUUAUCAUCAGAUUUUAAUGUAGAAAGUGGGGAACUUGCUCCGAUGUUUUUCCCUGGACCUUUCGCAAUUGCGCAUCGCCUAAUAACUUCCUGGGUAAAUCAAGGUUCAACAUUUGAUGCUCUGCAAUUGAAACAACAACCAAAUAGUUAUCAGUCAAAUUUGUAGCAGUCCCAAGCUAAAAACUUCACUCUUACAGGAAGAGUAUAUUUGAAUUUCAUCAUUCUCUUGUGUUUGUCAAGAGAUUAGAGACAGUAUUUGAUUCUAAUGUGCUCUGUAUUCCAAUAUUCGUUCAAAAUAAAGGAAAGCGACAUCCGUUGAUCUUCUGGGA